Messenger RNA from Aplysia californica (California sea hare), 750 nucleotides. Its product is annotated as SCY1-like protein 2. Gene Ontology annotation, biological process: protein phosphorylation. Gene Ontology annotation, molecular function: protein kinase activity; ATP binding. The record is from RefSeq and is a predicted model, not a curated record. Lineage: Eukaryota; Metazoa; Mollusca; Gastropoda; Aplysiida; Aplysiidae.
GGAACAGGAGGAGGAGGCCGAGGAGGAGGAGGAGGAGGAGGUAAAAGUGGCGGCUGGGGUAGGACGAGAGAAUACGCGGAGGUUGAGGUGAGGGAGGAGGAGGAAGAGGGAGAGGACAGACGCUGGCGCCAGCGAUGUAGGCCUUGGUCCUGCACAAUGGACAUGUUCUCGAUGCUUAAACAUUCCAUGGGGUCCGAUGUGAACCCCAUCACCAAGCACUUCACUAUCGGAAAGCAAACGGGCAGUGCGGGGGUGGAGAUGAUAUGGAAGAUAUACGACGCAGUUCGCAUUGAGGAUAAAAAGGAAGCCUGCGUGUUCGUGUUUGAGAAGCGCAUAGCGGACAAGCUGCACAAACCACGACGACGGGAAGUUGUCGCCGAAACUCUCCGAAAGGAUGUGUCGUAUUUGCAGCAGCUCAAACACCCCAAGAUACUGGGAGUCCUUCACGGGAUAGAGGAGUGCCAUGACAGCCUCGCCUUCGCCACAGAACCGGUGUUUGCCAGCCUGGCCAAUGUGCUGGGCAACCAUGAGAGACUCCCGGCAAACGUUUCCUCGGAGGUCCGGGACCACGACUUUAUCGAGCUGGAGAUUAAACACGGCAUUGUGCAGAUCACUGACGCUCUGUCGUACCUCCACAAUUCAGAGCGGCUCAUCCACUGCAACAUCUGCCCGCAGUCCAUCCUACUCACCCGCAAGGGAGGCUGGAAGCUCAUGGGGUUCGGCUUUGCGGAGAAGAUAAAGGAUGGAAAG